AUGAGGUUAAAAGUGGUUGGUAUUACAGGUGCUGACAAAGUAAUUACAAUUGGAAAUGAUAAGUUGCUGAAGGAUUUGUUGGAGGUAAUUGAAGUUACGGGUGACCAAUGCAAAGGUAUACGGUUUGGUUAUCCACCUCAAAAAGUUGAUAUAACAGAAGAGAAUCUAGGAAGAAACUUAGAAGAACUAGGAUUAAGUACAGGGGAAAAGGUUACUUUGAUCAGCGAUAUGCCAAAAGAUGUGUCAUCUAGUAUAAGUGGCAAAAAUAAUUCACCUCCGGUUGAAUUGAAGGGUAAUCAAGUUAGAGUUGAUGAAACUAAUAAUGAAAUUCUACAAAUUCAUGAAGUACCUGACGAUAAUUCGUGUUUAUUUCAUUCAAUUAGCUAUACAAAACAUCAAAAAAUUUCAUUAACACAGAUACUACGAGAAAUAUGCGCCCAGGAAAUUUUGAGCGACAAAGCCAAAUACAAUGCCGCCAUACUGGAUCAAUCUAACGAAGAUUACGCAAGAUGGAUACUACAAAAAGAUGCUUGGGGUGGAGGUAUAGAGAUUGGUAUUCUUUCUGAUUAUCUGAAAAUCGCUAUAUAUGUGCUUGAUUUAGAUACGCUAACAAUAGGCAAGUUUAAUGAAGAAAAAUUCGAUGAUUUUGUCAUAAUUUCAUUUAACGGUGUUCAUUAUGAUGCCGUUGAACUAUUAUAUCGUCAAACCAAUGUUAGAAAAACUGUAUUUAAUUUGAUAUCGGAACCAGAGUUAUGCGGCAAUGUCUUGGAAAAGACUAUUGAGCUUGGCAAAAAGCUAAGAUCUAGUGGUUAUAAAUUCAAUACCCGUAAGGACAAAAUCAAAUGUAAUGUAUGCAAGGCAGAAUUUGUUGGAGAACGCGAAGUUGCUAGACAUGCUGAAUCAUCGGGACACUAUGACUUUGGCCAAGUGUGA
This is a messenger RNA of Nakaseomyces glabratus, 933 nucleotides long. It is a transcript of the gene OTU1, whose product is annotated as ubiquitin-specific protease OTU1. Gene Ontology annotation, molecular function: cysteine-type deubiquitinase activity. The record is from RefSeq and is a predicted model, not a curated record. Gene Ontology annotation, biological process: endoplasmic reticulum unfolded protein response; protein deubiquitination. NCBI's taxonomy places the organism in Eukaryota, Fungi, Ascomycota, Saccharomycetes, Saccharomycetales, Saccharomycetaceae. Gene Ontology annotation, cellular component: cytosol; nucleus.